This is a messenger RNA of Tarenaya hassleriana, 1018 nucleotides long. RefSeq lists its product as uncharacterized. The transcript is spliced from 2 exons. The coding region runs from base 154 to 750 and encodes 198 amino acids. The record is from RefSeq and is a predicted model, not a curated record. NCBI's taxonomy places the organism in Eukaryota, Viridiplantae, Streptophyta, Magnoliopsida, Brassicales, Cleomaceae.
CAAUUGACUCCCACGCCUCUCUCUUUUAAGACAUUAGUCACUUCCCUGUCCUGUCUAACUUGUGGUAAUCGCCACGUCAUCACCCGACCAGAGAAAGAAGCAUCCCACAUAAACCCCUCUCUCUCUCUCUCCGAGGAAACAUCAGAUUCAUCCAUGGAAGAAUCUGAGCCAAAGGACGGGUACUUAACAACCACCGGAUCCGCCGGAAGAGUGACGUCACAAUCCUACUCCGGCGGCGGCGGCGGCACGACGAGCGUCCACGUCAGCGCCCUGGACGGCCUCGUGAACGUGAACUCGCUCUUCACCAUCGCCGUCUUCGUGGGUCUGUCCCUGGCGACGCCUGGACAACGCAGCCUCGAGGAUCGCUCCGCCUGCGACGCCGGUGCUGACGUGGCGAAGAAGCUUCUGGUAUUCGAGGUCGUCUCCUUCAGCUUCUUCCUGUUCUCGUCUCUGGUCGCUCAGGGCCUGAAGCUCGCCCUGAACCUGCUCAACAGCAAGGACGUGGACGAGGCCUUCAGGGCUCACAUCAACAUUAGGGUUUUGAGAUUGGGGAUGAUUGGAUCAGCUGUCGGAUCCGUCAUGGGCUGUCUGUUCCUGAUGCUGUCGAUGAUCGAUGUGAUCCAGAUCCGGUUGGGUAUGCUGUCAUGUGGCAGCAAAUCCGCGGCUCACGCCGUGACGGCGCUCGUGAUUCUCGUCUCUUCCGCUCUGUUGAUCUACAUUUCCACCGCCAUCUACGCUUUCUCUCGGUGAAACAACGAUCGGUAUCGGUGUAAAUAUAAAGAGCGUCAUCAAAUUUGACAGCUUUUGGUGAUAGGAUUUGUGGGUUAUUUCAUGACCCAGGUGGGGCCGUAAUUUGUGAGCUAUCAGUCUCAUGAACAAUGAAGUUUGAUAUCUGUGUUCUUGUCUGAAGUUAUUGAGGUAAAUUACCACUUCGUUUGUUGUUCUCUAAAAUUCCUUAAUGUUUUGUAAGAACAGAGAUUGCUGAUGAUUUGUCUGUCAAAGAGGACCUUCUUCUUCA